Eubalaena glacialis (North Atlantic right whale) is the source of this 2100-nucleotide messenger RNA. It is a transcript of the gene KLC3, whose product is annotated as kinesin light chain 3. The record is from RefSeq and is a predicted model, not a curated record. Gene Ontology annotation, cellular component: cytoplasm; kinesin complex; membrane-bounded organelle. Gene Ontology annotation, molecular function: kinesin binding. Gene Ontology annotation, biological process: axo-dendritic transport. NCBI's taxonomy places the organism in Eukaryota, Metazoa, Chordata, Mammalia, Artiodactyla, Balaenidae.
AUGUCCAAGCAGGGCGCACAGCCAAGGCAAAGAGCCGGCGGCUGGCACUGCAAGAAGGCCAUCCGUCUGGGAUCCAAAGUUUCCAAGAUUCUAGUUUCGCUGAGACUCUGCUUUCCAGGCCUCCUGCGCACUGGAAUCAUCUCAGAUUCGACGUGCCCUAGAGGCUACGGACUACGCGCGCGCGAAGUUCUGCGGUUGCGCAGGGCCGGGGCCGCAGGUCUUAACUUUCCCCGGGCGGUGGGCGGGGCCGGUCUCACCUGCGGGGGCGGGGCUCCCGGCCACCCCGCCCCCGGAGGACCCGCCCGCGGCCCGAGACUCGCUGCGCAGCUGGAAGCGGCGGGGCGUGCGCGGCGGGCGGGCGCAGCGCGGCGAAGCAGGACCGGGAGCUGUCUGCGGUCAGGAGCAGCAAUGUCCGUGAAGGUGGCGGCCCCGGGAAGCAUGGGGCUGGGCCCGGAGCACCUGAGCCCUGAGGAGCUGGUGCGACAGACGCGACAAGUGGUACAGGGGCUGGAGGCCCUGCGGGCAGAGCACCGGGGCCUGGCCGGGCACCUGGCGGAGGCCCUGGCAGGACAGGGCCCGGUGGCUGGCCUGGAACUGCUGGAAGAAAAGCAGGAGGUGGUGAGCCACUCACUGGAGGCCAUCGAGUUGGGGCUGGGUGAGGCCCAGGUGCUGCUGGCCCUGUCGGCACAUGUGGGCGCGCUGGAGGCUGAGAAGCAGCGGCUGCGAGCGCAGGCCCGGCGGCUAGCCCAGGAGAACGCAUGGCUGCGGGAAGAGCUGGAGGAGACGCAGCAGCGGCUGCGGGCCAGCGAGGAGGCUGUGGCCCAGCUGGAGGAGGAGAAGAGCCACCUGGAGUUCCUGGGGCAGCUGCGGCAGUAUGACCCGCCUGCGGAGAGCCAGCAGCCCGAGUCCCCCCAUCGGCAGGACAGCCUGGCCUCCCUGUUCCCCAGUGAGGAGGAGAGGAAAGGUCCCGAGGCAGCGGGGGCCAUCUCUGCUCAGCAGGGUGGCUACGAGAUCCCGGCCCGCCUUCGGACCCUGCACAACCUCGUGCUCCAGUACGCAGGGCAGGGCCGCUACGAGGUGGCUGCACCACUGUGCCGCCAGGCCUUGGAGGACCUGGAGCGGAGCUCGGGCCACUGCCACCCUGACGUGGCCACCAUGCUCAACAUCCUGGCGCUGGUGUACCGGGACCAGAACAAGUACAAAGAGGCCACAGACCUUCUCCAUGACGCCCUGCAGAUCCGGGAGCAGACGCUGGGCCGGGAGCACCCCGCGGUGGCCGCCACCCUCAACAACCUGGCCGUCCUCUACGGGAAGCGUGGGCGUUACCAGGAGGCGGAGCCCCUGUGCCAGCGCGCCCUGGAGAUCCGUGAGAAGGUCCUGGGCGCUAGCCACCCGGACGUGGCCAAGCAGCUCAACAACCUGGCCCUGCUGUGCCAGAACCAGGGCAAGUUCGAGGAGGUGGAGCGGCACUACGCCCGGGCCCUGAGCAUUUACACGGCCCUCGGUGGGCCUCACGACCCCAACGUGGCCAAGACCAAGAACAACCUGGCCUCAGCCUACCUGAAACAGAACAAGUACCAGCAGGCGGAGGAACUGUACAAAGAAAUCCUCAGCAGGGAGACCCUGCCCGCCCCUCUCGGAGCCCCCAACACAGGCACAGCUGGUGACACAGAACAGCAGACCCUUCGUCGGAGCAGCUCGUUCUCCAAGCUCCGAGAGUCCAUCCGGCGGGGAAGCGAGAAGCUGGUCUCCCGGCUCCGAGGCGAGGGGGCGGUGGGGGCAGCCGGGAUGAAGAGAGCCGUGUCACUCAACAUGCUGAACAUGGAUGGUUCCAGGGCUGCUGGGAACCAGUUCCCCAGCCGGCACCUGAGCGAGGCCUCUCGGACCCUCAGCACCAGCACCCAGGACCUGGGCCCCCGCUGAAGGCGACAGAACCACGUGGCUGCGGCUUCUCAGGAGGAGCGGGAGCGGGAUGGGAGGAGGGGACGGGAGUCCUUUUAUCUCCCUGACUCGCUCCCACCCCUAGGGGCACCCAGUGUCUUGGGCUUCCCCGCUGUCCUCUCCUCCUGUGAUUAAAGGCUGUAGACUUGGCAGCCAGAA